AUGUCAUCAGUGGAAUAUUACGCAGAUGGAGCGACGUCAAAUCAUAUUCCAAUUCCGUCUUCUUGUCAACAUUUUUCGUGGAAUUUUAGUUCAGCGUUCUCACCGCCAUCCUUACAUUCAUCCAUUCAACCGAAUUUCAUUCAUACGGAGGCAGCAACAAGCGCUCAGCGUAAUUGCAAUCGAAUACCGGCAGCAUUAACACAGUGUAGCGGCGGCCUUAACCCCGUCACAUGCGGAACGACAACACGCAAUCCACAAACGAAUAAUAAUAAUCAGCUAUUCUUUGGUUCACCACAGUUUGCCAUUCCACAGUAA
Dracunculus medinensis (Guinea worm) is the source of this 315-nucleotide messenger RNA. Lineage: Eukaryota; Metazoa; Nematoda; Chromadorea; Rhabditida; Dracunculidae. The record is from the annotation of a GenBank genome assembly.